This is a messenger RNA of Nerophis lumbriciformis (worm pipefish), 1401 nucleotides long. The record is from RefSeq and is a predicted model, not a curated record. NCBI's taxonomy places the organism in Eukaryota, Metazoa, Chordata, Actinopteri, Syngnathiformes, Syngnathidae.
AUGGAGUACCCGGAGAAAACCUACACAGUGAAGAUGCAGUUGUGUAGCGCUCUGGCGUAUAUGUUAGUUAUUUGUUCCGGGCUGUGUUGGGGGGACACCCCUGCCAACUGCACUUAUGAGGACUUGCUGGGGACAUGGGUCUUCCAGGUGUCUAACGGGGGUCAUGACAAGACUGUCAACUGCUCCGGUGAAGCCACAGGUGAAAGCUCCGUGAUGUUUACACUUGAGAAGCUUACUGUAGCCAAAGACGAGCUGGGAAACACUGGCUUUUUCACCCUAAUCUACAACCAGGGUUUUGAAGUAGUCAUUAAUGGCUACAAAUGGUUUGCAUUCUUCAAGUACACUGAAGAGGGCCCGAAGGUGACCAGCUACUGUGACCAUACCCUACCAGGAUGGGUGCAUGAUGUCCUAGGCAACAACUGGGGCUGUUUUGUUGGGAAGAAAUUGAAACCAGUAGCACCACUGGCUUCUUAUAAACCAGCACUGAGCCCCAGGCUCCUCAAAAUACCUUUUACACCAAACCAGGACGUCAUUGAGUCCAUUAACUCAGCCCAGAAUUCUUGGAAGGCUGUCUCCUACCCAGAAUAUAAGACUUACUCAAUGCAGGACCUACUCUACAAAGCAGGGGGACCAGCCUCCCGUAUUUCUGUCCAUGUUCACCCUACUUCUGUGACUGCUGAAGAAGCCAAGUUGGCAGCAGCUCUACCGGAGCACUGGGACUGGAGGAACGUGGAUGGCAUAAACUUUGUCAGCCCUGUUCGAAACCAAGCUUCAUGCGGUAGCUGCUACUCUUUCGCCUCCAUGGGAAUGCUAGAGGCUCGUAUCCGAAUCCGAACCAACAACAGUGAGACUCCCAUACUCAGCCCCCAACAAGUUGUUUCCUGCUCUGAAUUUUCUCAAGGUUGUGAUGGUGGCUUUCCUUUCCUGAUUGGAAAGUACGUCCAGGACUUCGGUAUCGUGGAUGAGUCCUGUUUUCCUUAUGUUGGAAAAAACACUCCCUGCGGAGUCCCUAAAAAAUGCAGUCGGACUUACGUAGCAGAAUACAGCUACGUGGGAGGAUUUUACGGCGGCUGCAGUGAGGCUGCCAUGAUGCUGGAACUGGUACAGAAUGGCCCCAUGGCGGUGGCCUUUGAGGUGUACCCGGACUUCAUGUACUACAAGGAAGGAAUAUACCAUCACACAGGCAUCUCGGAAUCUUUCAAUCCCUUCGAGCUGACAAACCACGCUGUGCUGCUGGUGGGCUACGGCCGCUGUCAUAUGACUGGCCAGAAAUACUGGCUUGUCAAGAAUAGCUGGGGCACCAGCUGGGGAGAAGAUGGCUACUUCCGAAUCCGCCGGGGAAGCGAUGAGUGUUCCAUCGAAAGCAUCGCAGUCGCAGCCAAGCCCAUUCCAAAACUCUAA